Molecule: messenger RNA, 1537 nt
Organism: Daldinia caldariorum
Lineage: Eukaryota; Fungi; Ascomycota; Sordariomycetes; Xylariales; Hypoxylaceae
Product: PI31 proteasome regulator N-terminal-domain-containing protein
Exons: 2
Coding region: 194-1330 (378 amino acids)
Biological process (GO): proteasome-mediated ubiquitin-dependent protein catabolic process
Molecular function (GO): proteasome binding; endopeptidase inhibitor activity
Source: RefSeq, a predicted model, not a curated record
CGACGCGAUGACAUAAAAGAGAAGCGGCAAAUCCGUAUUAAUAUAGGUAAUAUUUCUUCUGGUUAUCGGCAUUUCACCACUGAAACAAAUCAUUGACCCAAUUUACUUUCAUCCAAUUUAAAGCUUCAAACAACAACGACAACAACAACAACUUUGAUCCAUCAGCUACUUGUCGGGUGAACUCACCUUCAUCAUGUUGAUCGAUCCACUCAGCUCGUCGGCCAUCCUUCAGCAGAUGGCCGAUGCUUUACCUACUCAUCCCCAGGGCGACACCACAUCUGAUCUGAGUAGUUCUCACGAGGCCCUCGCCCUAUUCGCCCACGCUUGCAUGUCCUCCCUUGGAUGCCGUCUCCUUGGCUUCGAUGAAGACAAUAUUGAAGAGGCGCAGUGCCAUGAGAUAGCUCCAAGGCUCCCACCAAAUUGGAAUGCGUCAUUCAACACCUACGCAUUCGUCUAUGCCCACCAACAAUCAGCACUUCGCUUCGUCAUCAGAACUGAUCGCAUGGGCGGCAAAGCCGAAAUCCGCGGUCUAGGUAUUUGCGACGAACGCAUUGCACGCGUCGAAGUAACCAUCAAGGAUUUCAUCUCCAACGCGGCUCUUCCCGUCAGAAUUCCUAUCGACAGCGACGGCGCAGAAGAUCGUACCAACCUGCCGCAGGCUCUUCGGAACGUGUUUAUCUCGGACAGCCGCAUCCAGGAUCUGGCUAAUCUGAUCAAAGUCAACCUCAUCCAAAAGCUUCUUCCUUCUCUUCAGAAAGAAGGCUACGAGGAAUCGCCCGACGAUAGAGCGGCGCGAGACGACGCCGACGAAGCGGGUCGCAGACCCCCCAGACAGCCUGUCAUGCCGGAUCCGGAGCCUCAGCCGGCGCAGCCGUACCCCUUCAACGACCCCCUCAACCCACCGCCCCGCAACCCCGUCCCAGCUGGCGAUUUCCCACCCCCGGAUUUCGAAGACCCGUAUGACAUCAACCGGCUCAGGGACGACCUCCGGCGACAACCGAGCCGAAGCCCGUUUGGGAACAUUGGAGCCGACGAUCUGCACCCUCCCGGAUUAGGUCCGCACGAUCCGCUACGGCCGAGCUUGGGUAUUGGAGGGGACCUGCCGCGACGUGGUGGAGACCGAGGCAUGCAUCCGACUUUUGACGACCCCUUGUUCUUCGGAGGUCCCGGCGGUGGCGAAGGUGAAUUUGACCCUCAGGUGCCGCCGGGAGCACGCUAUGAUCCCCUAGGCCCCGGAGGUCUCCCGAGGUUGGGAGGUCGCAGGCCAGGGGGAGGAAACGGUCCGUUCGGCAGCGGGCUUGGUGGCUUUGGCGGGGGAGAUAUCAUUUAAUCCAAUGGGGGGCUUGGUGAGGCGUUUGGGAGAAGACUGGGAACUUGCACAAAUGGGAACUAACUGUAUUACUGGAUUGUACGAUUACAAGCCUUCACUAUCACUACUAAUAACUUCAAUGUGAAAUUAGGUAUUUAAAUGAAAAUGAGAGUCUACUAGGUUUAUUACGACCUUAUUAUGGCAUCAAGCUACCUACCAUAUCAAUAU